AACUUUCUUACAUUUCUUAUCUCAAUUUAUUUUUCCUCAAUCACACGCAAACACACACUAUUUGCUUAUAUAAAAAAAAAACACACAGACACACUCUCUCCCUCGCUCCACCAAUAUAAAUAAAUUCCCAAUCGAAACGAAAAAAUCUUCGGAUUCAUUACAGAAAAUUUCUCAUAGGGUUUUGAUUUUCAGAAUCUCGAGGCUAAAUCUCGCUUCAAUUCUCCAUUAUAUAUAGACAGAGCAAAAAAAAAAAAACGGUUUUGUUUUGUUUUUGAUUCUUGAAAUUCGAAUCAUUUUUUGAGAUACCCAAUUAAGUAAUUAGGGUUUAUAGAGAAAAAGGUGAAGUGGGGUUGAAUCAAGUUGAGAUUUUGUUUGUGGGUUUGAAAAAGAAAGAUGACGGAUGUGAUACUGCAUAUAUAUGAUGUGACGAAUAGUGGAUCCGAAAAGGCUAAUAAUACCAUUCUUCAGAUCAAUAAGAUCUUUAAGGAUGGUAUUGGUCUUGGUGGCAUUUUUCAUAGUGCUGUUCAGAUUUAUGGAGAUGACGAAUGGUCAUUUGGAUACUGUGAGCAAGGUACUGGAGUUUUUAGUUGCCCUUCUGGACAGAAUCCAAUGUAUACCUUUCGUGAAUCCAUUGUUCUAGGGAAAACAGACUUUUCCAUUUUCAAGGUAAAUCAAAUAAUAAGAGAACUCAGUAGAGAAUGGCCUGGAAAUUCAUAUGAUCUGUUGGCCAAAAACUGCAACCACUUCUGUGAUGAAUUCUGUGAAAGGCUCGCUGUACCGAAACUUCCAGGUUGGGUUAAUAGGUUUGCGAAUGCUGGUGAUACUGCCAUGGAAGUUGCUGGGAAUACAGCAUUACGGUUCCGGCAAGCGAAAACAGAGAUUGUAACAGCGAGCAAAGUAGCAUACAGGUUCUUAUUGGGUGUUACAAACAAUGUUACUAACAACAUUACUAACAACGCUACAAACAGUGUUAAACCAGGACCUGAUUCCCCCAACAUAUCAAACAAUGAAGUGUCCUCCCCUAGAUUUCAAGCUUCUUGGUUGAAAAAUUUGAUUACUAAUGGGGCAAAACCAUCCACUAGUUCAGAAGCUGAGAAUCAAAAUGGAGCUGUUCCUGUACAACCAACAAGAGAAGAAGAUGAUAAGACUCUGCUACAGCAUAAUUCAUCUUCACAUUAUGAUAGUUGAUUGAAAUAGAAUCCAUGUCAAAAUUGCUUAGUUACUUUCUGCAAUGGAUUGUAGUAUUUUGUAAGUUGCAAAAAGGAAACAUAUUUUUCAUAGUAUUCAUUGUGGAUUACCUUUGUUAUAUAGUUCCGAUGAACCCCACGAAUGUCGUUUAUAGGGGCUACUACCUGAAGCUAUUCUCCGAUCGGUACUUAUAUCAAAUGUAUAAUUUUCAUUUGUUGCUCAACUUCAAAUCUUAUUAUUGGUGGUUCCUAGUGAAACUAUGUUAAGUGAAAGGUAAUUGGGUUGUUUUGUGUUUCUUCUUUGAA
This is a messenger RNA of Trifolium pratense (red clover), 1493 nucleotides long. RefSeq lists its product as uncharacterized. The record is from RefSeq and is a predicted model, not a curated record. Bases 394 to 1188 code for a protein of 264 amino acids. Gene Ontology annotation, biological process: protein deubiquitination. The transcript is spliced from 4 exons. NCBI's taxonomy places the organism in Eukaryota, Viridiplantae, Streptophyta, Magnoliopsida, Fabales, Fabaceae. Gene Ontology annotation, molecular function: deubiquitinase activity.